CUUCGUAGACACAUCCCUAUCUUGACUUCCUUCAACUCUUUGACGUGCAUGUACGAAGGAAAUUCGAGAUCAAAAGGCGACGGCGGAAGUCCAUUGAGGGAGAUUUUUGAAAAAAUUAGAGCAGUCAGGCCACACGACACUUAUGUUAGCUGUCUUAGCUCAUUAUCAUUUGAAAAGCUUGGUCAGUGAGCGAAAUUGAAUUCAUAAUUGCUGUCCUUAGUCCAUCAACCUACGCGUAAUAAUAAAACGACAUUCGUUUUUGAGGACAUGGAACUUCGUGGUUGAAAUCCGCAAGACUGAAAUCGAUCGCCAGACAUCGCUAGGAAGUCAUAGGAAGUCUUCAUUUUCCUGGCACACACAGGUAUGACCAGAUAUUUAAACAAAAUUUAUCUUGAUUCUCUAAAGAAUGGACUAGCUGAAAGUGUAAACAGUGCUUUGUGGUUAAAGGGGAAUAAAUUCGCCUCUGAAGUUCUACGCCAUUUGUUGUGCGUGUACUGACAAGAGGACCUUAGAGGGUUUCACUGUGGUAAGACCCCUUACUGAUUUCAGCUUCGGUCGAUCCCGGAUCAUCCAAAGGGCUAGUCAGUGGAAGUAAUAUGCUUUUAUAAUUUCUUAAUGUGGUCUUUAUUUACUUUCCCAACAACUUAGCUAUCGUGUUGGUUAGCUGUUCAGCUGAAUUAAGUAACCUGACAUUUUCUUAAUCGUUCUUUGAUAGCUCUCCGCAAGAAAAAAUACGUGCGCCUCUAGAGUAUCCAAACAGCUGUCUAAACACCGCACGGUUAUUUUUUCUUUCGAUUCCUUUCAUGUAAGGAUACUAAUUGUAGCGAUGUUAAAUCAAGCAGAGCUGAUAUUGUGUGGUUAUACAUAACGUAGUAUUUCUUCCAAUACCUUGAAGGUUGUGCAUUAAAGUCAAUCAAGUAUUAACCGACCUCAGAAAGAAAUCCGGGGUAUAGGUAUCAAAGCAAAGAACAUUCCGGCGUUGAAUUUCUAUUAAUAGAACAAUUGUUUUUAAGUGAAUGUGAGACUCAAAACACACGCAGUAUCAUCAAGGGAGAAUCAUUCUCAUUCUCUCUUGCUAUCAUCUUUUCUUUAUGGAUAUGAGGUCCUUUCGAUUAGACUAGAGUAUUCUAUAGAGUAUAAAGUUCGUGUGUGUCUUUUUAAAUAAACACUUGUCAUGACUUGACACGCCAAUCUUAUCGCUUACGUAUUAUAAUUAUUUUCGGGUCGGCAACAGGAAAGAAUGACAGACUUAGGAUCGCAUCAUACGUGGCUUGAAAUUCCAAGGUCGAGCUCAUAUUCACUCUCGUUUUAGGGGGUGGGGUGGAGAGGGCACUGCUUUUUUUGGGUCUAAACGACUAUGUUAUCAUUGUGUUACGGUUUUCAGUUACUUAUCGUCUUGCACAGGGUGUCUCUUCGGACCGGGCCUGGGUUGGUCAAAGAUGAGAGUAAGAAAAUCCAGGUUAAGUGCAAAAUUUGAAUUCAGAUAUGAAAGCUCAAAAAGCAAAUUAAAAUAACUCCUUUUUGUCUACAAUUUGAAGAUUGGAUGCACCAAAAAUAUUAGAGUAAAUUUUCGAGAAAAUGCUUUUAAAAAAAAGAACUUAAAGAAACCCGGAUUAAAAUUCAACCCCGGGUUAGCGCUAAUCGGCCAGGAAGACUUAAAAAGAGUGAGGAAGGUUCCCCAAACGUGGUAUAGUGGUUUUCUAAAUGCUUGUUUUAUUAGGUUCGCUAAAAAGCUAACGUGAAGCGCGAACACCUUGUAUUAUUCUUGGGCUGCAUUAUUGAAAGUCUGGAUCGAUUCGAUACCUUUAUAAUCCAACCAUAUUUUACGGCGAUAUGACAGCAAUUCAACUGACAAACUUGCGGUCGAUAGUACUCUUAUUUUUACUCCCCCUCCCCCCUCUCUCCUCUCUUUAUCAAUGCUUUGUUUGAAGAGUAUUUCAAGUUUUAGCUAAACCCGACACAGCAAAGUGAGGGGGUUGAAACAAGGGAGUAAUGCCACCAGGAUCGAGCUCGGGACCUCGCGCACCGAAGGCCGCGCACAUCCUUACUCCUCUCCUCUGAGGUGUGGACACAGGCCUCCCAAGCUCACGUUACGAGCGUGUUAUGUAAACUGACUUUCUCACAAGAGGAUGGUGUUGCGUUGCAAGCAACCGUUGAGAAAUAAAAUACUGAGGUCUGCGAACGCUAAAUAUCAUUAUUCUUACUUAUUUUUCUAUAAAAUAAAUAAAGGAGACUUACCUUUGAUGUUUUCCUGUGUUUUUGUUUGACCCCUGUCAAUCUGUUCAUAGUAAUGAAUUCACACCCAAAAACACAGGAAUGCAUCAAAGGUAAGUUUCCUUUAUUUAUUAUAUAGAAAAAAAAGUAAGAAUAAUGAUAUUUAGCCUUCGCAGACCUCAGUAUUUUAUUUCUCAUACAAAGUUUCAUCGGUUCCUUGUAACGAGACACCGACUCUCUUUUGAGAAAGUUAAUUUACAUAACCAGGUGCUGGCUCCUGACAUAACACACUCGUAACGUGAGCUUGGGAGACCUGUGGUGUACCGUGUCAUAUAUAUUUAGCCAUCGUUAAUUUUCGGGUGGAGAGAAGCGACGACCGGAAAUACGUCUGUGCCCACAGGCUAUGUCAUAUUCAAGUACUGGUUUCCUGAAAAUCGUGCAACGAAAUUGUAAGUAAGCGAAUCAAAAUGCAAUCUGAUUUGUGAAUUAAAACCUGCUCUAUUGCCAUUCGUUAGUCUAAUCAUAAAUGUAAUUCCUGGACUAAGAAGGUAUCUGGAGGGGAAUCAAAGGAGUUUUAGGGAGGGUAUUUUUGGACCUCGGGUCCAUGUUAAGUAUUAAAAAUACAAAUAGACGGGGAACGCAGGGUUUUGCAGAAAACUUCCCAACCGGUCAGUCCCCGAGAUCUCUAUGUUCAUGGUCAACCCACAGUGGGAAAUGCAAACAUGCUGCGGGCGGAAUUAAGCUCUAACCCACUUAGAAUGUAAUAAAAUAAUUUAAAAAAUGCUAAUUUACUUUUUUAAAUUUAACAUUUUAUAGAUCCUUGACGAGGAAAUUACAAUCAGCUCUAAUGCAGCUUCAAGCGCCUUUCUUGAGCUCUGCAAUCAACAUGGUGAUCGUUAAGGAAUGCGCCUCUGUGUUUCAGUUCGCCCUCUUUUUCGCUUUGAUGGUGUUCACCUGUGAAGCAAACAGCCACUCGUCGUCAGAUGCUCCAAUGCAACAAUAUGGAUCACUUUCUAGAUUGGCACAUAACGCGCUUCACUCCUCAGAGUCUGGUGUGGCUAGAAUUGAUGGUGAUGUCUUUCUAGGCGGACUGUUUCCCGUUCACGCUAAAGGAAAUGGCUCGGCAUUCUGUGUCGAGAUCAACGAACAAGUUGGAAUUCAUCGGGUUGAGGCAAUGCUCUACGCCGUUGACCAGGUAUGUGAUUUUUUUUUUAGUUGAUUACUGAAAUAAGAUGUAACACGCUAUUGUAAAAUUCAAAUGCCCUUGGAAAGAAGCGCCGAAAAAUAAACUGAAGUUACUCGCUAUAAAAGAGGUACUUCAAACACCAAUACUUUUCGUUUUAAAGUUGCCACUUAAAAAAGGAUAUCAAAAAGGGUGGUCUGCGCAUCAUAAAUACAUGAAUUUUUGUCUUUCUUUGUUUAUCUCUAGAAAACAUUCUCACGAUAAACACAAAAACCUACUCACACGUCAUUUCAUUGCCGAUGCUUAAAGAUCAAGCAAUCACCACUGGAUUUUUUUUUAACAAGCUAGGCUGUAUAUAUUUUUUCUUCAAAAGCGGUUGACUACCUUUUGGUUGAACGUAUUUUUUCCCCACCACUCAUUAAGCUUUGUGCACACGCAGACCUUUUAAUUAGAAAUCGUCUUUUUAAAACUGGUUCUGAAAUGAAUCUUUAUUUGGUCUGUUCGGCCUCUUAUUAGCGAAAACCACUUGAGGAAAAAAACAACAAUUUCAACGCAACAUCUUUCUCCAGAGCUUAUGUGAAGAAGAAAAAAUUUUUAUUGCCGAGUUUUAUUUUUACAGACGACAUCUGCAAUUGAGCAGAUUUGAAUGAGCAGAUUUGCAUUUGUAAACUAUAAGAACUAAAGUUUAUUAAGGCUAUUUUUGAAGUUUGAUUGUCAGAUCUUUAUCAAAAACAACACUUUUUCGUUUUCCACAAUCCGUUUAUCGUUUCAGUCUUAAUUAUAUUGCAGGAAACAUUUAAACAACCUGACUAGCUUGUCUCCGUUUCCCUCGCAGAAAUUUCCAGUCAUCAAAUAAUUUAAAGUGCACGAUUUAUGCUAUUAGUGUACUGUUCAGCGAAUUGUCUUUUUUCAAAUUGGUUUUCUCGCCAUUCAUUGUCGUCAUCAUUGCACAGUGGGUCGUUUAAUUUCGCUGUUAUGACGUCACAGCAGGUGUAUUUAAUCUUCCUUCGAUUUUGCCUGUCAAUUUUUUUUGUUCGGAGAGCGAAUGAAAUAAAGAGCUAUACAUGUCGGCUUUUUUUAUAACAGACAACUUUUGAUUUUUUUUAACCGAAUUGAUAUAAUAAUACGAUAGGUUUUGGCAGGUCGCACAUCAACUGUGCGAGGGAAUUAAUAAACGGACGGCAGUUUUAAAAACAAGUGCAAAUCAAUGGUUUGGUAAGAGAAUCUCAUUUGGGGUGAAUUUCCUCGUCGUGUAAUUUUUACGAGCCUACACGCGCAAAUAAAAUAGAGGGGAUUUACGAAAAGCGGCGCCUAAACUUAGGUUAAGCGAGGUUUCAGCUUUUACGUUUACGGGUAACCUUCUGUACAUUGCCUCUAUUUUCAGCUCAAGGGCGCAAAAUUAACAUGCGUACGCACGUGAAGAUUAAGGAGGAUUGUAAAUACUCCUUCAAAUCCUCCCUCACACCUUACUAGUUAACAUAGCAAAGAAAAUGAGAUUAGAUGAAGUGAAAAGAGUCACUGAAGAACACUAGCUAGAGUGACCAACUACUUAAGUGGGGGCAGGGGGGGGGAGCGGGGCGAGGUUUAUGUUUUCGAUAACUUUAAGUUAAACCUCACUUGAAAAACUGUUUUGAGUGCUUAGUAAGUAGAUAAAGCUGUCCUUUUUUGAAGAAACAGCGGGGUAGCCAGCCCACAGAUAUGUAAUCCCGGGCCUACAAAUUUUUGGUUUGAUUAGUCUACCACUUGUAAUAAAUUAUGCGUUGUUGGGGUGAGCUAAAAAGCUUAUGAGCUCAAAGUGUUGGUGAGGUUAGUGCGUACUAGCCGUGCGUGCAAUUAAUUUUCAGGAUAUGUGGAAAUGAAAGUCAGCCAGGCCUACAACUAGUCGAAAAGCUGGAUACGCCACUGAGAAAUGUAAACUUAAGUUCAAAAAAGUAAAUAAAUGAGCGCUGAUUUCCUAUAUUCCUUUACGAGUGCGUAGUGAUUGUUGAUGAUGUUUUGAAAUUACCAAUAUUGUUUGGCUAAGUACUAGUCACUCUAUAUUGCUAUCUUUCUAUAGAGCUAAAACGUUUUUCGCAUCAACUGAAUUCCAAAAAUAAUGAUCCAGUUCUGUUAUUGAAGACUAUAUUUGGGCAUUGAAACUGUUUCAUGUCAUCUGUUGCAACGGCUGGCAAGGAUGGACAUGGAUUGAAACUUGAAAAAGUUGGGUCAUGUUUUUAGGUUUUCGACCUAUGACUGCAAAAAAUUACCACACAAUAUGAUGACUGGUGUUCCCUGAUGAAAUUUCUUUGAUAUCAUCGUCAUAACUCAACAGGAGCGUUUUGUGUAUGGGUAAAGACGCUGAGCGAUGAAUUCAGCACAGAAUUGACACAUCCAUGUGACAUAACCCCUUAAAGCCUGGUUUUCAUAUGCCGCCGGUAGCGCUUGGGCUACUUCUCAGACGAAUGAGAACAUGCGCCGCCCGAGAGCCAUCGCAGAGCUUUUACCGCCGGCAUGCCUGCGAAGUUGAUCUCGAGUCAACAUCGCCGAUAUUACGGCUGUAAGGACUAGGAUGACCAAUGUUGCCGACCACUUCUGUCCACGUAUUGGAACAGCAUCCCAAGCAGUUUCGGCAGCCAUGUCGCAGGUGUAUCAGCGGCAUAAGAGAAACAGGCUUUUUUUACAGCUGGCCUUUAAGUUCAGUCAGUCAUAUUUUCAGGUUUUUAGAUCGAAUGCAACCUUCUUUGUAUGUAUUAACUUCGCUAUUUGCUUUUAGCCUACUGCUCUCCUCUCAAUUAAUGCUUUGUUUGCUUCUCGAUGUAUGUGAUUUUUUUGGUUUGUUUUUUGUUUUGCUUUUUUUCUGCGUGUGUGGUUUUUCUUUGUUUUGUCACUUUUUACUUGUAUUUAAUUUGUUGUUUGUUAAAAUAAAAAAAAUCAAAGAUAAAAAAAAAUUUCUUUUCCGCUAGGUGAAUAACAACAGCCAUCUCCUUCCAAACAUCACUCUGGGAGUAGAAAUUCGAGAUGACUGUGGAACAGUGAACACAGCUUUGGAACAAUGUUUGAACUUCUUUGUGGGUACUCUGGCAAAUAACGAACAAAUAUGCAGCUUGUCAGAUAGCUCCUUCAGGGUGCAAAGAAGGGCUGUCCUGGGAGGGGUAGUUGGGCCAUCCUUCAGCACCACAACCAUUCAGGUCAGUAUGACAUGUAUGUUGGCAGACUCUAUGUACUCUAAGAAAAGGACGUUAAAACUCUUGUUGUAAACUUCUUGAUUUAAAUUGAGAUAUGCCUUGGCUGUGGAUGAAACUCUAUGACGUGACCUUUCAAAUGAAAACUAGCAGUACUUUCACAUGGUCCUAUUUAUUUAGUAUGUAGCUCAAACUUUUGAGUCUGUGGAUGAAAUCCUAUGGUGUUACCAUUCAAAUGAAACCUCUUCAGCAGUACUUUCACAUGAUACCAUUUAUUUAGUGUGUAGUUCAAACUUUUGAGUCUGUGGAUGAAAUCCUAUGGUGUUACCAUUCAAAUGAAACCUCUUCAGCAGUACUUUCAUAUGGUUCUAUUUAUUUAGUAUGUAGUUCAAACUUUUGAGUCUGUGGAUGAAAUCCUCUGGUGUUACCAUUCAAAUGAAACCUCUUCAGCAGUACUUUCACAUGGUACCAUUUAUUUAGUGUGUAGUUCAAACUUUUGAGUCUGUGGAUGAAAUCCUAUGGUGUUACCAUUCAAAUGAAACCUCUUCAGCAGUACUUUCAUAUGGUUCUAUUUAUUUAGUAUGUAGUUCAAACUUUUGAGUCUGUGGAUGAAAUCCUCUGGUGUUACCAUUCAAAUGAAACCUCUUCAGCAGUACUUUCACAUGGUACCAUUUAUUUAGUGUGUAGUUCAAACUUUUGAGUCUGUGGAUGAAAUCCUCUGGUGUUACCAUUCAAAUGAAACCUCUUCAGCAGUACUUUCACAUGGUACCAUUUAUUUAGUGUGUAGUUCAAACUUUUGAGUCUGUGGAUGAAAUCCUAUGGUGUUACCAUUCAAAUGAAACCUCUUCAGCAGUACUUUCAUAUGGUUCUAUUUAUUUAGUAUGUAGUUCAAACUUUUGAGUCUGUGGAUGAAAUCCUCUGGUGUUACCAUUCAAAUGAAAUCUCUUCAGCAGUACUUUCACGUGGUACUAUGCAUUUAGUAUGCAGUUCUAACUUUACAAUUUAAUUUGUGGAUGAAAUCUCAUGGUGUUACCAUUCAAAUGAAACCUCUUCAGCAAUACUUUCACAUGGUACUAUUUAUUUAGUAUGUAGUUCUAACUUUUCAAUUUGUGGAUGAAAUCCCAUGGUGUUACCAUUCAAAUGAAACGUCUUCAGCAGUACUUUACUAAUGGUACUAUUUAUCUAACUAUAGUUCUAACUAAAUUUUGAGUCUGUCGAUGAAAUCCUGUGGCGUGACUGUUCUAAUGAAACUUUUCGGAAACAUCCCAUAUUACAGUUAUAGAUGGAAACGAUGUAGGAGUUGACCUUGUUUUGACACAACCCUCCCUGUUUCCUUAUGCACAUGUAUGCUAACCAGUAUUUUUCAAAAAUGCUUUCUAUACAUAAAAAAAAACAUAGUAGGUUUGUACCAAAACAAGGUCAGCCUCACAUUUGAUUUCACAUUCACUCGAAGGCUAGGGUAGUAAGCUGACGACAGUGAAAAGGUCUGUUAUUUUGCUUGGUAUCAUUUUGCAGUCAUUUGACUUUUGUUCAUGGCCACUAUUACGGCAGUGAAAAUCUUACUCUGGGAACAGAAGAACGGUGUUAGAAAGGCACCCAGAGUUCUAAUGACGUCAUUGUUAAGUUUGGCUGUGUAAAAUAAUAUUUUUGUUUUUUGGCAGAGGAUUUACGGAAAGAAAUCUUAAGAGCCUCCCCCACAAUUUUCCUUAUUUUCUAGGUUGCUACUCUCCUCCGUCUCUUCGACGUUCCACAAGUUAGCUAUGCUGCAACAAGCGCCGAAUUAAGUGACAAAGACAGAUUUGAGUACUUUGUUCGCACGGUUCCACCAGAUUCUUUUCAAGCCCGUGCCAUGGUAGACAUCAUCCGUCAUAUGAACUGGACAGCGGUUUUCGCAGUUUAUUCACGUGGUAGCUACGGUGAACAGGGUAUGUUGAUUUUUCAGGAGUUUUGUGAGCAGCUUAACGUGUGCAUUGCCGACCAUCGUCUUCUGGAACCAGACUUCACCGAGGCAGAAUACGAUAAGUUGAUAGAGAGAUUUCGUAAGGAAGAAGGCACUCGAGUUGUGGUGAUGUUUUGUAAUUCCGAAGAUCUGCGUUCAAUGCUUCAAGCUGCCAAAAGAGCGGAAAACCGAGGCAUCAAAAACCCUUUUUUGUGGUUGGCGAGCGAUUUUUGGGGGACAAGACUUGGUCACGUGGAAGGCUUAGAAGACAUUGCGGAUGGUGCAAUCACUAUUGAGAUUCAAACGUUCGAUAGACAGUUAAAACCAUUCUAUGAUUAUUUUUCGAAACUAAACCCACUAAAUAACUCGCGAAACCCUUGGUUUAAAGAGUACUGGGAGAAGCGUUUCGAUUGCAAAUUUGGAAACGAAUCGUCUCCGUCUUAUCGCUGCAACGACUCAGAAAACCAGUCUUCAGUCCUUCAGAGGUUUGACGCUAAGGUGCCGUUUGUCAUUGAUGCGGUUUUAUCGUUUGCUCAUGCGCUCCACAAUCUUCACAGAAACGUCUGUGGAGAAGCCCCUGGUGUUUGUCCCGAAAUGAAAAAACUGGAUCGCACGGCGCUGCUGUGGUACCUUCGGAAUGUUCCUUUUAAUGGAACAACGGGGCUGGUAAAGUUUGAUGUUAAUGGUGACAGUGCUGGAAAGUACGACAUUUACGUUUACAGAAACGCGCGUAAAAAUUCUUACGAAAGGUUAGGCAGCUGGAUUGAAGGAAAGCUGACGUUUGACCCCAAUGGUACUUUGCAGGGGAAAGAUUACAUUGAAUCGCAAUGCGGUAAGCCUUGCGGUCCACAAGCUAUAAAGCGCAUACGCGAUACACGCUGUUGUUGGACAUGUGAAAAGUGUGACGAUGACUCGUACGUAGCCAACGAGUUCACGUGUCAGACAUGUGUCCAAGGCAUGCACCCUAAUGCCACUUUUAAUGGCUGUGAACCACUAAACAGAGAACACCUCCGUAGUGUGUGGAUCGCAAUCGUCAUCUCUCUUGCGUCGCUUGGCAUCAUUGCCACUUCCCUGGUAUGCGGAGUUUUCAUUAAAUUCGCUGACACGCCACUCAUAAAAGCUUCGGGGCAUGAGCUCUCGAUUGUACUCUUCAUGGGAUUGUUUUUAUGCUACAGUUUCGCGUUUGUCAUGGUCUCCUAUCCAAGUAAAGUCGUGUGCGCGAUUCAAAGACUUGGAAUGGGACUUUGUUUUAGUGUUUGCUAUGCUUCCCUGCUCGUCCGCACCAACAGAAUCGCGCGAAUAUUCAGCGGUGUGAAAACUCCAUCUUUUAUCAGUCCGAGGUCUCAGCUUUUCAUAACCGCAGUAAUAAUUGCACCACAGCUCGCCAUGAUUAUAACAGGUCUCUUAAUCCGUCCUCCUGGUCCCGUAUCUUCUUUCAAGUACAAGGACUUCGUACUUGUCAAGUGCAAUAUACACACUGUUGGUGUGGUGGCUUUAUUUGGAUACAACUCCGUUUUAAUUGUGCUAUGCACGUUUUAUGCAUUUAGAACUCGAAAGACGCCGUUGAAUUUUAACGAGGCAAAGUUCAUCGGUUUCUGUAUGUACACAACCUGCGUCAUAUGGAUUGCUUUCGUGCCUGUUUAUUAUGGAAUCGGUGGAGGGUUUGAAGCAGUAGCCCUCGCCUUUAGUGCUGUAAUUAGCGCAACUACUAUUUUGAUAUUUAUUUUCAUGCCUAAAGUGUACAUUGUGGUAUUUAAACCUGAAAAGAACAUAAGAAGCAACUCCAGGCUCAGGUCGAGGACAAAAUCUUUGGACUUUAAUAUAUCCUUCAGCAUUGAGGAUUGUAACGGUGAGUCACGCGAUUUU
Molecule: messenger RNA, 10363 nt
Organism: Porites lobata
Lineage: Eukaryota; Metazoa; Cnidaria; Anthozoa; Scleractinia; Poritidae
Source: the annotation of a GenBank genome assembly